Molecule: messenger RNA, 678 nt
Organism: Pediculus humanus corporis (human body louse)
Lineage: Eukaryota; Metazoa; Arthropoda; Insecta; Psocodea; Pediculidae
Exons: 4
Coding region: 1-678 (225 amino acids)
Source: RefSeq, a predicted model, not a curated record
AUGACUCAACAAACGACAAGGAAGAAUAUUAACAUCAUUGAUUGGCAUUUUACCGCUUUUCCAUGGAAAUUUUUUUUCAAUUGUUUUACGGGUCCCAUUCCAGGAUUGGCACCAUCGGAAUUCGAAGCGAGAAUGGUAGAAUAUGUGAAACUUUUAAACAAAGAACUUAGGACUUCGACAACGACCCCACCAGCACUACGGUCAGGUUCAAAUUCACCACCUUCGUCUACUUCUCCUAGGGAAGCUUUAAGUGCAAUCGAAAUGUCUAGGCUCACCCUUUGGAAUUUAUACAAUAAUAAUCAUCAAACUUCUUCUACUACUCCGGAACCGCAAAAAGAAGCACUGGAUUUGGGUGUCAAAGAACAACAGCAAACACAAAGACAAUCAUCAUCUCCGCAAGUAAAAAGAGAAUCUCAGGAAACCAUUAGUAAUGGACCUCCACCAAAGAAACUUCUUCCGGGUGAAGGGGAAGAAGAAGACGAUGAAGAAGAAGAGGAAGAAGAUGAAGAAGAAGAAAACAGAAAUUUAAAACUUGACGGAAAGGCGCACAUAAAAAUAUCAAGCAAAGGAAAUGGAAAAGAUCAAGAAAGUUCGUUAGUUGUAAGCAUGGACAUCAAUGGAACCAUGUACCAGGGAGUUUUAUUUGCCCAAAAUACUACAAGAACCAGAACGUCGUAG